Molecule: messenger RNA, 3086 nt
Organism: Dendroctonus ponderosae (mountain pine beetle)
Lineage: Eukaryota; Metazoa; Arthropoda; Insecta; Coleoptera; Curculionidae
Product: nucleolar protein 14 homolog
Exons: 6
Coding region: 357-3041 (894 amino acids)
Biological process (GO): maturation of SSU-rRNA
Cellular component (GO): nucleolus; Noc4p-Nop14p complex; small-subunit processome
Source: RefSeq, a predicted model, not a curated record
CAUAAAUUAAUAUAAAAUACUUCUUCUUCUUCUUCUUCAGUUUAGCUGCCAAACGUAGCCCGUUUUGUGAGUUUUAAGAAAGUUAUAGAUUUGCUUGAAUGGUAAUGGACACAAAUUUCUUCGCUAUUAUAGAGAAAAAAUAUUAGUAAGUUUUUUAAAUCUUCAAAUCUCUAAAAAAAUGCUUUAAGCUUAUACACGUUUGAAGAAGUUUAGCAAACAAUCGAAGAUGGCGAUGAUGGCGGCGGAAGUGAAAUUUACACGAGAAGCAAUAAUAGAGCGCAGAAAGUAACCUAAAAUAUUAACGUGAGUUUUAUAGGAAAGGUGUUUUGUAAAUUUCCUGAUUUUCAGAGAUAAAAAUGGCUAAAGUGAAAAAUAAAAAACGUACUAAUGUGGAUCAGAUACAAAAAAGAAGACAACAGCAAAUCGCAGCGAAAAAAGUUUUAAAUCCAUUUGAAGUGCAUAUAAAUAAAGAGAAAAUGCGUGUUUUGGGUAAGAAAUCGAAGAACGAGAAAGGCCUACCGGGUAUUUCAAAAGCUAAGGCUAUUCAAAAGAGAAAACACACGAUCCUAAAUGAAUAUAUGGUUCAGAACAAGUCCAAUAAAUUCGUGGACAAGCGAAUUGGGGAAAAGUCUCAUUUGCCUCAAGAAGAAAAAUUCAUGGCUCGAUUCGCAGCAAUUAGAGCUAAGGCACACAAUAGGAAAAGUAUUUUUAAUUUAGCUGAUGAUGAGGUUUUAACCCACAAAGGCCAAACGCUAAGCGAAGUGGAACGAUUUGAUGAUCCGCGUUCUGAUGAUGAAGAGAGCGAGAAUGAAAACAGAACCGGUAAACUGGAUUCAAAAUUUGUUGAAGAAGCUCACUUUGGUGGUGGAAUGCUAACUAAUACAGGCAAAGACGGUGCCAAAACCCAUAAAGAACUGAUUGACCAGUUGAUAGAAGAAUCAAAGAAACGGAAGGCUGAAAAGCAGAAAAUAAAGGAAGCAACCGUGGAGCUAACUGAAAAAUUAGACACUGAAUGGAAAGAUUUGGUACAGCUGGUAAGUAAGAAGCCCAAAACAGAUGUGGAAAAGGCCGAAGAAAAACCGAAAUUGCAAGAUUAUGAUAAAUUGGUCCGCGAGCUGAGAUUUGAAGCUAGAGGAACCGUAUCAGACAGAUUGAAAACUGAAGAAGAACUUGCAAAAGAAGAAAAAGAGAAACUGGACAAAUUAGAACAAGAAAGAUUAGAAAGAAUGAAUGGGUUUUCUGAUUCUUCCUUACAAAAGGUCGACCAUAGGAGCGCUGAUGAUCUAGAUGAUGAUUUUUUAUAUGAAUCUGAUAUAGAAGACAAUAUGUUGACUUACGAUGACCAAGGCCAAGCUAACAUACAGGUUCAUGCAGAGCUAAAUGGCAAUGUAAUAGGUGAUAGUGAUGGUGUUUGUCCCGAUAGUAACAAUGAAGAUGCUAAUUCAAAUAGUGCAGAAGAAGAAAGUUCAGAUGAAGAAGAAGCAGGUUCUGAGUCAGAUGAUUCUCUGGCAGAUUUGAAAGCUCAGGACGGUAGUGAUGAAAGUGAAUCAGAGGCAGACAAUGUUAAGGAACUGACUUGUUCACAAAAUAAAUUACAAACCAUCGAAUCAGGCCAAAAACGAAAGUUAGACGAUAUUGCGGAACCCACUAAAUCACGAAAAAAGCAGCAGAUAGAAAUUGAAAAGGGUCGCAAUAUUGUGCAACUGGUUUCUGAAAACGAAAAGAAGGAACUAGAGAAAGCGGGCAAUGAGUUACCGUUCACGUAUAAACUACCAGAUUCUUAUGAAAACUUUUUAGAAACAUUUAAAAAUCAAUCAGCAGUGCAUCAAAAAAUCAUCUUAGAAAGAAUGAUCAAAUGCAAUCACCCCAGCUUAUCACAAGGAAAUAAGGAUGGCUUAGGUCAUCUGUUUGUGUACGUAUUGCAAUACAUAAAUGAUUUGUUUGGAAAUGUAGAAGACUCUGAGAACUUAAGCAAAAGUUUUACUAUUUUAACUGCCAUGACUGAACAUAUUUUCGCUUUGGCACAAUUAAAUAAGGAAAGCACACAUAAUUCGAUAUUGGAAGUGAUCAAGGAAAAACAUGAAGAAUAUAGAAAGAAAAAUAAAAGAUAUCCAGGAUUAGAACUAUUGAUAUUCUUCAAGUUGGUCAGUCUACUAUUUUCAACAUCAGAUUUUAGGCAUCAAAUUGUUACUCCUUGUUUCAUUUUCAUGGAACAAAUCUUAAAGUGCUGUAGAGUUAAAACAGCUCGGGAUAUAUCAUAUGGAUUGUUCGUUUGCACUUUAGUGUUAGAGUACACUGCACUUUCCAAACGAUUCCUGCCUGCUGUUAUAAAUUAUAUAUGCGGAAUUUUGCAUAUGGCAAUUCCAAAGACUGGUGUGAAACUGAUUAAAAUUUUGCCUCCAUUCAAAUCCAUCUCUUCACACUUAGUUUUAUGUCGAAAGUUUUCAGGGGAAAAACUAAGUGAAAAACACAAGGUUUCGAAUUUAGUUCAGCUAGAAAUUAAUGACGAGUUCAAAGUUUCCACACUUUUUUUAAGUUUGAAAAUAUUGAACGAUUUUAUAGAUCAGUUAAAGAACUUGCCUAGUAGCAUUGAAAUGUUCACGGAGCCUGAAAAGUUUGUUCGUCAAAUUCCGAUGGAUUUGUAUCCUGAACAAGUCAAGGAUGUUUAUCAAAAGCUCUGUAAUAGCUUCGCUGAAUUGAAAGCUGAGCACAAAAUGCCCUAUUUAGUUAUAGAAGCGAAAAAACCGAAAGCUUUGAGACUGUAUGAGCCUAAAAUAGUGCAAGUAUAUGAAGGAAAGCGAAGAAAGGUACAAUCAAGAGAAAAGUCAGAUCGUGAUAAGCUUAUUCACAAACUCAAGAAGGAAACAAAAGGUGCGCUUCGGGAAAUUCGACGCGACAAAGACUUCCUGGCGGGAAUUAAGCUUAAGCAAAAGAUUCAAAGCGAUAAGGAGAGACGGGACAAAGUCAACAAAAUUUUGGCCGAGGCAGCCAGUCAACAAAGCGAACUUAACGCUAUGGAUAGGAAGAAAAAGAAAAAAUAAAUGUAAUUAUAGUAUAAUAUACAUAUUACGACUUUUUAGACAAAA